Messenger RNA from Aspergillus alliaceus, 848 nucleotides. Its product is annotated as phospholipase. The record is from RefSeq and is a predicted model, not a curated record. The coding region runs from base 42 to 716 and encodes 224 amino acids. The transcript has a single exon. Gene Ontology annotation, biological process: phospholipid metabolic process; arachidonate secretion. Lineage: Eukaryota; Fungi; Ascomycota; Eurotiomycetes; Eurotiales; Aspergillaceae. Gene Ontology annotation, molecular function: A2-type glycerophospholipase activity.
CUUGAACAGUCUUUAACAGAUCUCCCUGACUCUCCUUCAAGAUGAAGAACAUCUUCGUUGCCACCUUGGGCCUCUUUGCCGCAGUUUCAUCUGCCUUGCCUUAUACCACCCCCGUCAAUGACAACCCUAUCUCCGCCUUGCAGGCGCGUGCCACGACAUGCUCUGCGAAGGCCACGGAUAACCUCAUCUUCAAGGUCUCGAUGAAGACCUUCCAGAAGGCGCGCAAGGCCAAGAACCCAUCCAAAUGUAACUGGUCGUCGGACAACUGCUCCAAGUCACCCGAUAAGCCGGACGGAUACAACUUCAUCCCCAGUUGCCAGCGACACGACUUCGGUUACCGCAACACGAAGAAGCAGAAGCGCUUCACCAAGGCCAUGAAGAAGCGCAUUGACGACAACUUCAAGAAGGAUCUCUACAAGUACUGCAGCCAGUUCUCGGGGUGGAGUUCAUGGAAGGGAGUUGAGUGCCGCCGUCUUGCGGAUAUCUACUACGCCGCCGUCCGCAAGUUCGGAAAGCGUGACGAGGAGUUGGAGUUUGACCCUGAGGUUGAGGUGGAGCUCGAGAAGCGCGACGACGUUGCUGACGUUGUGCCCGAUGAGUUUGAUGGCUUUGACGGCUCCGAAGUCGACCCUGAUAUUGAGGGCCAGGUGAUUCCUGAUGUUCUCGAGGAUGAUGGGGUGGAUCUGGAUAAUCUGGAUGACAUUGAGAAUCUCUGAGUGGUGAAAGUUGGUCCUACGCCUCGUGGUAGGAUGAGAGGAAGCUGAACAUUGUUGUCGAUUUUCUUGUGGCUUUGAAUGAUCUUUUUGCAAACUUCUUUCCUGGACGGACAACAGUGCUUUGCACACAUC